AUGGUGCUUGGAGCUCACGGGGUGGCUGACGCGGCGCCGCUUCCCUCGGAAGGGGACGGCUCGCGGCGGAGCGGCGGCAGGCAGGCGGCAGGCGGGCGCGCGCGGCCAGCGGGGCGGGGGGCGGCGGCGCGGCCCGCGCUGGGGGCGGCCGGGGCGGAGGAGGGCGGGGGGGGCGGCGGCGGCGGGGGCGGGCGCUCCCCUCCCGCGGGGCCGGGCGGCGGCCACCCCCGCGGCCCGAGCCCCCGCCGCGCCGUGCCCGUCUACGCGCUCGACGCGCGGGUGGCGUGGCCGCUGGCGGCAGCGCUCUGCACCGCGCUCCUCUGCCUCUACCAGGCCCUGCGAGGCGGCGCGGCCGGGGAGGGCGCGGCGGAGGCCGGCUCGGUCCCCCUGCUGAAGGGCUCGGCGCUGCUGCUGCUGGGCUGCCUGCUGGCCCGCUGCUGCGGCGCGGCGGGCGGCGGAGCCAGGCCCGGCGGGGCCCGGGCGGCGGGAGCGCGGCGCGGCGCCCUGGAGAGCUUCUACGCGCGGCAGCUGCGGCUGUCGCCCCACGUGCUGGGCCACAGCAAGGCGCACGUCGGGCGCGUCGUGGCCGAGCUGGUGCGCGCCGCCAAGGCGCAGGGGCUGCAGCCCGGCCCGCUGGCCCUCAGCCUGCGCGGGGACUUCGUGCGCGUCGGCAGCGCCUACGAGCAGCACAAGGUGCGCAGCCCCGACUGCUUCGACGUGCUGGUGCCGCUGCGGCUGCCGCCCCACCUGGAGCCCCAGCCGCGCCGCGCCGGCCCCUGCGGCGCCUUCGUCUGCGGGCUGCGGGCACGGGCGGGCCGGCCGCGCCGCCAGCGGCCCCUCACCGAGGGCUUUUGCGUGGAGCUGCAGGGCCGCAGCCACCUCUCCGCGGGGCUGGUGCUGCGCUGGUUCCAGGGCCACCUGCAGCGCUGCCUGGGCGCGGUGCGGUACCGCCUGCAGGACCGCUGCCGCAUCAGCCUCUCGGCCUGCCCCGGGCGGCCACCCACGCUGCACAUCGUGCCCUGCUCCGACUACGUCUGCUGCCACAUCUCCAUGGCCGUGCGCCUCAUCCCCGCCAUCCCCCUGGGCGACGCGCUCUACCUCACUGCCCUGCCGCCCCAGGGCCCGCAGGCCGCGGAGGCCCUCUGGGGCCUCAACACCUCGCGGCAGGAGCAGCGGCUGCUGAGCUGGCUGAAGGAGCAGGCCCCGGCCACCUCCUGCCACCUCAAGUGCCUGCAGAUCCUCAAGGGCCUGCGGGACCUCCGCGGGCAGGGCCUGGAGGAGCCCUUCUGCUCCCAGUGGGGCUGGGUGCUCUCCUCCUAUAUGCUGAAGACAGCCCUCUUCUCUCUGCUGCUGCGGGGACCCUUGGAGGCCUGGGAUGAGCGGUUCCUGGUGGAGCGGCUGGAGGACCUGGUGCUGUACCUCAGGGACUGCCUGCGCAAGCAGGUGCUGAUGCAUUUCUUCCUGGGCAACACCGGCCUCCCCGAGGCCGUGCCGCUGCCCAGGUUCCUCAAGGAAGCUGCCCCCGUGAACUUGCUGGCUGCCUUCGAUGGACCCACGCUGGACCUGGCUGCCUUCCAGCUGAUCAACACCUGGAUCCAGGCCCCGCACAUCAUCAGGAUGUACAGCAGCCCCCGAUACUUGCGACCCGUGCCCACCCCGUGCCGGCACGUCGCCGAGGCCAGGCAGGAGCCUGCAGCAGAGUGAGCCGCUGGGCGGGUGAGCCAGCGUGGCCCGCAGACCCUGCCGGGCAUCCUGCGCUCCCAGCCUGCUGGGCCAUCGACAGCCCAUGUCUGCCUGAGGAAGGUGGGACCCAUUUAAAUACAGUUGUGUGGUUUUGUCCCUGGCCAGAGAAAACUGAACAAAAUCCUGAUUCUUGGUUGGUUUUUUUUUUAAUCUCAUUGGAUGUUCAUGGGAAAAUUGUGAAGUUUCUGGGCACGUGCCUUAGUUGAGAAGCAUUAUGUUCAGCCGAUUGUUUGCCAACCUAACUUUAACAGGCUCAAACUGACAUCUCUGGAAAUCCACGUUAAUGUGUUGUCUUAGUGGCCAAAUUGACCUUUUUUUGAGAUUUGCUUUUUAUGAUACAAAAUCAAUUUGUGAUUUAAAAAUCCUUUAAGUUCAACACCCCCACACCCCACACCCCCGCAACGUACCAAGAUGCUCUUAAAAUGUGAAGAGCGCUAGAGCAUGGGUGUGGAUCACAGUUUGAAAUGCUCAAUGACGUUCUUUAAAUUUCCUGUGUAAUCAAAUACAUUGUGCUGAAUAGAAAUACGUGUAUGUUAAUGUAAGCUUGAGGGAAAAGGCAAAGCCUCUCCAAUAACAGUAUGAAGAAUCUUAAUUGCACGAUUCUGUGUUCAAGUUAAGGUUAUACUGAAGGUUUGAAAUACAGAUAAAAGGAAACAAAUAGCACUUUAUUUUCAUAAAGACCUUCUUUUUAGGAUAAUUGGCUGCACUAAAUAUUGCUACGGAGGAGGCAUUAGUAUUUUAUUAAAAUGAAAGAUGUUUAAAUCAUCCCAAGGAAAACAGUUUUUUAAGGAAAUACUUUGAGUUUUGUUUGCGGGUUCUUGUUGACUUAUUUUUUUCCGUCUCCAAGUACUAUUUGGUUAGAACUUGCUUUACCUCAAGGACCGACAACAAAACUAAGAAGUUCUGUAUUAUUUUUUUGAACAAACCUGAAGCCAGUUCAGUUCUCAGUGCUGUAAGCUGACUGCUGCACCCUCUUGCUCUCUGGUAGGAGUUCAACGGGGUUUUGGAUGACUACCUAACCAGUUGUCUGAUCGUGGCAGUAUUUUGACCAAAUAACCUGAUGGGAUUUUCUAGUGCUGUGCUAUAGCAAAUCGUUAUCUUAUCGUGGGGAGGAGGAAGUGGAACAUUUCAAGGUACUUCAAAAUUAUUUAGCACUGAUUCAUGGUACAGUGGCAGUCUUACAGUAUGGAUUCAUCAGCCAGAUAAUUUCUACUUCUUGCCUGGUUGUGUCCCAGUUGCUGGAAUAACCUGGCAAGGUGCAACGCAUCCAGCUCUUCAAGUGUCCUUAGGUCCCAAUGCAGGUACCUGCUGUACGGGAACCUGAUGUGUGUCCCAGGGUGCCAGCAAAUUCAGAAUUUCAAAUCCUUGCGUUAUUGGGUCUCCUGCUCAAGUGUUUGACCUACUAGGACCCAAAAUGCGUUGCUGAAUUGCUGGCACUGAGGAAGCUGAGUGUGUGCCUUAUUAGCCACUAUACUGUGUCCUAGGUGAGCAGUCUGAAAUGAAUUAAAAAUGACCAACUGUAACUUCUGGUAAGCCUUAGGAUAACUUGAAGUUGCUAAUGUACUCCUCCUCUCCCUGACGUACAUAGAGAUACCUGUGUGCUUUAUUCAGAGUACUAGGCAUCAGAGCACAAAACAAACAUUUGCGAAAUCUAUGAAGCUUUAUAAAAAUCUAUUUUUCUAAAUGGAAACACUCCUUAGGCAGAUGUUUGCCUACUUCUAUUUUUUCAACUGCUCUUGCAGUUUUAUUUUCAGGUAAUUAUAGCCUAGGUCACACCCGCAAGUUGGGUUAUUUUUAUAGAUGAAGCGCUGUGCUUCUUUCUACAAAUAUAAAUAGUGUAUUUAUAGGUAGUAUCGAUCAAAUGUUCUUUGCACAUGGUAUUUAAGGCUAAGCGAGCUACCUUGGUGAUUUGGGGUGGGUUUUUUUGGUAGUAGACCAUGAUACAUACUGGUUUUGCAGACUCAUGUUACUUGGUGUUUGCAGUAAGAUGCCGUUCUGCAGUUGGUGCCAUUGAAUCUUUUGCCCAAAGAAAGAGCAGGUGACCGGCCCAGGGUAUUGUGGCUGCCUGAACUUAUGACCUAAAAAUCCUUUAGCUGUUAAUUCUGGCAUCGUAACCACUUCAGUCAGCUGUUGGUUUGUUUACUUCACUGCAUCCCUGUCUCUGAAAAGUGAUCUUGUAUCUGAAAAGGGAUGCACAUUCAUUGUAUAUUUAGUAUUGCUGCAAUACAUGGAAAUCUGUAAUGGACUUUUUAAGGACUUUCUCACUUAAAUGUAGUACUAUCAGGAAAUGGAUGACAAGGAGAGAUGAUGGAGAAUAUAAAUAGUUUAGAAAACAAAGGUUGGGCUGAGGGGUGAGUGAGAAUGAUGGUAAACUCUCAGUGAAGAUGCACUGCAAACAAGCCAAAAGACAUGGGGGUAAAAUUGGAGGAGAGCUGUUGAAAGCAAGGUGGAUUGGAGGGUAGGGAAGAGAGAUUUAAGUGGGUUUUGCUUUGCCAGUAUAUCCGAAGUGGUUGAAUGCAUCAGGGCUGAACGGUGAGGCAAAGCCUCAGUUUGUUAGUCAUUUGGGCAGAGCUUCAGUGUGAGUUUUUGCUCAGCAAGGCAUUUCUGAGUUCAUGAUGGCUGGUGAUGGGAGAAAAUACACACGUGUGCUUUAACCUUAGGCUUGGGCAAGCUUUCUUGAGGAGAGGGGGGCUUUCUGCCCAUGAGGCAAUGUGCAUGCAGUUGGUGGGAGGUCUGAGAAAAUCUCUUGGACUAGCCUGUGGCUUCGUUGUACAACUGAGAUGUUAAGUAUAUUUUCUUUAUCUGUUAUAAAGCAUGCAUUCAGGAAUACUAUUGACAAAAGGAGCUGGUAAAAGUUGAGUUCUGUUAUGGUAUUCAUCUUAUUCCACAGCAAACGUGACAGCACUGGUACUUGAAGUGUGCUGGAGCUAUUAUAGGGCUUAAUCUGCAAGGAGGUGUACAGAGAACUUGACCUACCUAAGUAAUCCCGUGGGCCUUUUACCUUCUUCCCAAGCUAUGGAUACUGUACACAGAACAAGGUUAUGAAUAAGUGUUUGUUAGGGUUGUAGCUAAGGUAUCAUAGAUGCAGCAUGGUUGCCUCUGUGUGUGUAUACUGAAACACAAACAGAAGAAAGAGUAUGCUAAAUAACACCAUCAUAGUUCUCUUUAUCUGCAACCUAAUUUCUCAAAGACUCUUUGCAAAUGAAGUUGUUUUUACUGAACACUGGUUGGGAAGAGGAGUCACACCUGCAAGAGAAUCAAGUUGUUUAUUUACAGUACCAACAUGCUUAUAUGUGACAAUUUUGUACUGAAAAAUGCUGUGUAUUUCUCAAAGACGUCAUUAUUUCUUAUCUGACCAAGUAUCUUGAAAACAUUCCUCUUGAUUUUGAAUCUCUGCAGAGUAAUGUAAAUUUUAAGUGUCUGUUUGCAAUGGACAUUUUUGGUACAACUAUUUUUUGCUGGUUAAUAAUCAGACCAAAGAUUAAACUAAAGUUCAGCUGCUAUUGUUUUAAUAAAAAAAAAAGUGUUUAUCGGCUCAAAGUGUCAGCCCAUUUUAGUGAAACGUUUAUACAUUCAUUUCCUAUUUAAUAUCAAAAUACAUUUGCACUUUUAUUGUUUUCAUAAAAAGUUGGUGGUUUUGUUUUAAUAUUUCACUGUAGUAAUAAACAGCUGUUUUAAAGCA
Falco peregrinus (peregrine falcon) is the source of this 5425-nucleotide messenger RNA. RefSeq names its product ITPRIP like 2 (gene ITPRIPL2). Lineage: Eukaryota; Metazoa; Chordata; Aves; Falconiformes; Falconidae. The transcript is spliced from 2 exons. Bases 1 to 1704 code for a protein of 567 amino acids. The record is from RefSeq and is a predicted model, not a curated record.